Molecule: messenger RNA, 8704 nt
Organism: Pantherophis guttatus
Lineage: Eukaryota; Metazoa; Chordata; Lepidosauria; Squamata; Colubridae
Source: RefSeq, a predicted model, not a curated record
CCUUGCCUCACUUGGGGUUCAGUGAAGAAACAGCAGGGGAUGCCCUGUGCCAAGUCGGUGUGGGCCUCUCUGCCCCACAGGUGUCCCUCUUUGCUGCCCUACCCUUCAUGUUGGGGGAGGGGCUCUGUUUCUGUGCAGAAGGUCUGCUCUGGCUUCUCGCUUGGUCUUCCACCCGUGCAGCCGAGUAUCCCCAGUGGGUUUGCCUAGAUCCACUGAGCUGGAAGACCUCUGAGCCCGUUUUGAACCAGCCCAGGGAGAAAAGCUUUUGGCUGUGGGUGGCCUCAGUCUGCAGCACCCCAGAGACUCGGAAUCUCUUCCACCUGGCGUGACCCUCCGCCCCUUUCUCACCUCUGAGUCUUUGCAACUCCUCUUGCCCCCCCCUCUCCUCCCUCCAUUCUUCUUUCCAGGUUUUCUCCAGUGGCGAAAAGAGCCAUUCGGAUUCAUGUAGCUUAUUUCUCCUUGUAUGACUUGCAAUCAAAAUGGAAAAAGCAGGUGGCUCUUUGGAAGAUGCAGGAUGUUGAUUAACUAAUAUUUCAUUACAUUAUGAAUUUAAUGUGCAUCUUCAUGGAGGGGAUCUGUAGGAGCUCUGCAAUCCUUUGGGGGUUGCUGCUGCAGGGUCUUGCUUCCUUCUGCCAGCCCAGGGCAGCCCAUCGGAGGCUUUGCCCACAAUCUUUUUGGGUCGGCUGCCAUAAAAAGGAUGCUAGGAGUCGCAAGAGGGGAUUUAGAAUUUCGAUACUGAACUGAUGAGCACAAGGAAGUGAAUGGGCUGCAAAUGCCAGAAGCUGCCUCCGCAGGACAUGGUGCGCUUGAAAUGGUUUCCCUCUUCUUAGCUGACAGAAAAGGUCAGAUAGACGCAAAAGUGCAUUUUCAGUCCUCAAGGCGUUUUUGCAAUCGACCAGCAUUUUGCCCCUUGCUUCAGGAGUGCAAAAGAAUUUAAAGGAAGUCUCUGGUAACCUCUUGAAAGAUAAACUUACUGCAAGAGUCUCCACAUUUGGGAACUUUAAGACUUGUAUUAUAUCCAAUAGAAUGCUGGCUGGGGGAUUCUGGGAUUUGAAGUCCACGAGUCUUAAAGCUGCCAAGUGUGAUCUCCGACUUGGGAGAUAAAAUUAUUAUUAUUUAUUGAAUUUCUAUACUGCCCUUCUCCCGAAGGAGUCAGGGCGGUGAACAGAAUAAGAUUUCAUAUACAUAUAAUAAUUUUUUUUAAUAGUAAAUAAUAAAUUGAGUCAACUUGGUGUAUCUGCUAAGACCUUGGCAUAGAAUUUAGAUGUUUAUGCUAGCCCUGCUUGUUGAAACAGAAAGGUCUUCAGGGCACGUCGGAAAGUGCGAAGAUCUGGGAUUAUUCGUAUUCCAGGGGGUAUUUUGUUCCAAAGAGUAGGUGCCCCCACAGAGAAGGCUCUCUCCCUUGGAACUACUAGACGACAUUGUUUUAAUGAUGGGACUAUGAGUAGGCCUACUCUGUGAGAGCGAAUUGGUUGGUAGGAGGUUAUCGGUUGCAGCAGGUGGUCUCGUAAGUACUCAGGUCCUAAGCCAUGGAGCACUUUAAAGGUAAGAACCAACACCUUGAAGCGCACUCGGAAGGCCACCAGUGCAGCUUGCGUAGAAGAGGUGUUACAUGUGAGCGCCAUGUUGCUCCCAUAAUUACUCGCGCAGCCGCAUUCUGGACCAGUUGGAGCUUCCGGGUGCACUUCAAGGGGAGCCCCAUGUAGAGAGCAUUGCAGUAGUCAAGUCGGGAAAUGACGAGGGCUUGAGUGACUGCUAUUGAGUCCCGGUCUAGAAACGGACGCAAUUGGUGAAUCGGGCGAACCUGAUAGAAAGCUCCAAAAAACAGGAACAGUCGGCUUUAGGACCUGCCCGGCAACCUCGAGGAAAAGUGGUGGGGCCGAUGCCGUCACCAGGCAAAGCAGAGCCCCCCCCUUUUUUUUUGCCUCUUCCGCGAGCAGGAAACGCACGUGGCCGCCGCGCGCUGCUCAUUGGCUGAGGUCUCGGGCGCGACCCGCCCAUUGGCUCCCCCGCGGGACUCGAGUUUGCCGCCUGUCGGCGUUGCCUCAGCAACGGAAGCGUCCCGGCCAAUCGGGCGACGCGGCUGGAGCAUGCGCCCCAGCGUGUGUGAAAUGGCGGGUGACGGCGACGGCUGCUUGGCCUUGUGGCGGGCGGAGAACGACCGGCUGGCCCGGCGCUGGCGGAGGGCGGCGCGCCUUCCCGGCCCGGACCCCGCUCCGUUCGCGGAGCUGCUGAGGAAAAUUCAAGGGCUCCCCGCCGCCCUGCCGAGCCUUCCCUUGGAGCUGGCCGUCCUCUGCAACGCCCUGCCCGCCGAGAUGAGCCCGCCCGGCGGCUGCCCCCGGCGCGCCUCCACCUGGAUCGAGCGGGGGCUCCGGCGGGUGCUGGAGGCUUGUGCGGCGACCGAGGAGGGUCUCGACUCCGGGGAUCUCUGGCCGAGGGUCCUUCACCAGUCCUCGCCCGAGGAGCUCCGGGCCCCCUUGCACCACCUGGCUGCUCUGCAGGCCGCCUCCUGGCUGGCCGACCACCAGCUGGAGAGAGCCCGGAAGCUUCUGCGCCUCCUCAGCGGUGACCAGAUCCCGGACCCUCCUUGUGUUGGUUGUGACAGUGAGGUCCUUUCCCUGCUGCAGGUGUGGCACCCCCAUGAAAUGGGAGAGUCUGACCCCCUGGUGGUGCAAACCAUCAGAGAUUUGAAAGAGAUUCUGUGGACCUCAGCUGCCUUCUUGCAAGGUGUUCAGGAGCUGGAAGCUGACAACCCUCAUGGUGCCCUUCCCUUCCUCCAAGCGGCUGUGUCUGGGCUAUGUUCUAAGCGUGUCCUCGCUCAGAUCUUCACCUUGAUGGGAAGCUGCUACUGGAAAGUAGUACGGGGCAAGCCACACACAGCGCUGCAGCAUCUGAAGCAAGCCCUGGAGAUGGACUCCACCUUCCUGCCGGCCUUGUACCAAGCAGCUCUCUUGUACCACCAAUUGGGGCUCACCGAGGCCGAACUGGAAGCUCUGCUGCUGCUUUGUCAGGCUCUGGAGAGUCCUCCACAGGUAACCCUAGAGUCCCACGAGUCCCAUUUCCUCAUCCGGACAGAGCUGCUCACCAGCGGAUGCCGUCCGGCUGCUUUCCUUGCCCCAAGCUGCCCAUCAGGAGUGAAAUACAUGCUGGCCAAGAGAUGUUUGCAGGCGGAGAGGGCAACGGAGGCUGCAGAACAUUACCUGGACCUUCUGGCUCUCUUUCAGGAAGGACCUCUUCCACAGGUGUCUCAGUGCAGCGAGCCGGCCGUGCCCAGAAUUUCAGAGGUCUUCCUGGAAGCGGCCUCUGCUCUGGAGGAGGCAACCAGGCACCAGGAAGCCGUCGUGGUGUGCGAAGAGGUGGUCUCUCACACAAGCAGGCUAAUCCCGGCCAAACUGUGCAUCGUGCUGGACCUGAGUUCUGAAAAGGAGGCUGUAGGGGCGGAGAGGUCCUCCUUGGCAAAAUCUCCUGCUGCUGUCCUGGAAGAACAGAGAGAGAGCCUGCGCUGUGUCCUCUGGCAAGCAGCCGCCCACUUGAUCCAGGGCUGGGCAAGAGCCCGGCUGGGAGAACCCAAGGAAGCCAUAAACAGCUUUAGCAGGUGUCUUAAUGAUCUCCUGAGAGUCCAUUUGGUCAGCACAGGCCGCUGCAAAACUGAACCAGAAAGAGAGCAGACGGCCAUACCUGAAGCAGAGCUGCUCCCCCAAAUCAGACUCCUGGCCUUGACAGGAAGAGGAAUCCGGUUUCUGGAGCUGGGAAGGCUCAAAGAAGCCUUGAUGGAUUUUCAGUUCAGCCUGCAGGUCUCUCCAGACAGCUGCACGUCUACCUUGUACUUGCUGCACACCCUCUGGAAACUUGACCGGAAGCAGGAAGUGGUUGCACACUGGCCGAAGCUCCCAUCGGAGCCUGGCCUGAUGGAGGAAAACACAGGAAGAUCUUUCCCACUCUACCUGCGAUCGUGCGUGAAACAGAUGGAGUUUCCUCACAGGGAAUCCUUUGCCAAGGAUAUAAAAAGCUACCUCGGAGAGAACAGCCAGGUGCUUUAAUGCUACCGUGGCUUCUCUCCUCUUGCCAACUUUACUCUCAGCUGCUUUUCUCCCUCCCGAAAGGGCUUCUCCAGAGUUCACUGUCACCCGUGGGAAGAAGGCGAUGCUUUCUGAAUUCCCGGUGGGGGGGGGGCAGCGUAGUGGGAAGGGUGACCUUUCUUAAUGGCAGAGAACGGGUGUUCUGGCUCCCACAUGAAUAUCUGUCAGGAUGGUCUGGCUCAUGGAGCUGGUUUGUAUGAUUCAGGAGGGCUUCCUGUUCAACGGGAUCCAGGCGCAGAGAACGCAGCUCCCCUCUGUAAUGGAGGAGACUUUGGAAUGUGAACCUCAAUAUGCAGCAGUUCAGAGGAGGAGGACAGUCUUGGCUUCUAGAGCCUCUGCGUCCAUUGCCAGAGUCUGGACAAAGAGCAGGAGGAACUGCCAAAAGGCAUCCUGCUAGGAUGAGACCCACUGAAAUGUGGAGCUCAACCAAAAUGACUUAUUCUAAAGCAGGGCUCUCCAAAGCUUGGCAACCUUAAGACUUGUGGACUUCAACUCCCAGAAUUCCCCAGCCAGUUGCCAUGUUUGGAGAGCCCUGUUCUAAAGUUGUAGACAAAGCAAGACUUUGGGAUGUACCACAAAGAAAGACUAUUCCGGAAUAUGGAAGUCCUAUUGAGAUAGUUUGGUUAAGCUUAAAAGGAGUUAAAAACCAAAUUAUGCUGUUUUGGGACCCAACUGUAGCCCCUCUUCACCCAGGCAGAGGGUACAAAUGAUUCUUUUCUAAAUCAGGUUUCCAGACGGCAGGUUCUGGUGGUGACGGGAGACUUCAGUUAGCCCAACACUUCCUUGAAAAUGAAGAGUAAAGUUCCAGCAGAUUUCUCCUCUCUCAGCAGUGAAUGCAAUGUAACUAUUGUAGCAUCUCUUUGCAUCAAGCCCAGGCCCACCUGACUAGUAUUUUUCUCCCAGUGCCUCCCCCUCCCUGAGCAAACAGAUGACAUGGAAGUUUCUUAAUUAUUGGUCUUGAGGGGCCUCCCUGAUUAACGGAUGCCACUAUGAAAGGCACCCCCUCAUGUGGGAAUGAUGUCUAAAGAAGGAAGGGCUUUCUUUGAUCUUCAAUUCCUUCCUUUCAGCUCCAUUGGGUUAUCCCACCUUGUUCCUUCUCCCUGUCCACUUUCUGUAUGCAAUACAUGGUUUUCUGUUUUCACAAUUGGGUCACGCCUCCCCGUCUCCUUUUUUCUAAGCGGUGACUGGCAAACAGCAGAUGGCAGCAAUUAACUAACCUUGGGAAAGCUGAGGACUGCGCUUGGGUAAACACUUGCAUGGAGAAUUGCCAGAGUCCCAGGGUUACGAGGUAAACUGGGGAGUAGGGGAAAAAAACCUGGGUGGCAAGGAAGGGCCAGCAGCAAGGCCACCUGCCAAGGAAGAAGAAACAAAUGGCAAAGUUUGCUUCCCAUGUAGGAAGUCAUAAUUUGGAGCAGAAUUUCCAUUGCUAAGCAAGAGGUGGUUAAGUGAGCCUCAUCCAAUUGAUGACAUUUUUUGUCAUAAAAGGUUGUUAAGCAAAUCACUGCAGUUCUGAAGUGAAUUGCAUCGUUAAGUGAGUCCGGCUGACCCUAUUGACUUUGCUUGUCGGAAGCCAGUUGGGAAGAUCGCGAAUGAUGAUUUUGUGUAACCCUGGGAGACAGCAGCCGUUGUAAAUACACGCUGGUUGCCAAUUGCCCGAAUUGUGAUCCUGAACGUGGGGAUGUUGCAAUGGUCAUAAGUGUGAGGAUUGAACAUAAGUCACUUUUUCCGUUGCAGUUGUAACUUCAAAAACUGUCGCUAAAGGAAUAGUUGUAAAUCAAGGACUACCUGUAGUUGUGUUUUGUCAAUUUCUGCAACAUCCCUUCAGACCCGCCCCCCCCCCCCCCCACCAUGCUCUUAGCCAUCAGUAAAUUUGGCUGAUUUAUUAUGUGUUUCAAGUCAGUAUUCACUUUUAAUAACCAUUCUAUUUAUUUAUUUAUUAAAUUAAUAAACCUCCAGACUGGUUUGGCUCCAUCCCGAAGGCUGCCUUCCAGUAGUGUAGCCAUUGCCAUGGUAGUCAUCUGCUUUUUCUCCUUCCAACUUGCCAAGCAUUUUGGACCCUUAGGGAAGGUGGAUCUUUGCAAAACAUUUGCAUCCUGAAUGUGAAAUUUGGCUUGGUUUGUUUCAAGAUCCAUUAUUUUAUGCCUAUCCACAAUAUUCUCAUGAAUCUUCUCUGGCAUCAGCGUCCAGAACCAUCAGUACUUCCAUCUUCUUCAAACUCCAGUUUCUGCUUCCAUAGAAGAUCAUAGGGAACUAGCAAGGCUUGGCGCAAUUCUGAUCUUUUGUAGGGGGAGGCACAUCACAGAUCUGAGCCGCUUUUCCAAGGGCCUUCAGGGCUGUGCUGCCAGGAGCUGAUCUGCAGCAUAUUCCUGGACUGCUGGCUCCUUUACUGUGUUCUGAGAGCCAGUCCUAAAAAGCGGAAGCCACCUGCCACUUCAGUAUCUUCAUGGUCAGUUCUGAGGCUGCUUGUUCUACCUGUUGCCCUUAGUUUGGUCUUCUCUAUUACACAGGCUGCAGGCCAUGAGCCACAGUAAAGUGUAUUCCAAGACUCUUAACUUUUCUGGGGAGCCUCUGAUAGAAUGGAAUCGUCAAAGGGCCGACUCUGUUCAUACGCCAGUUUCCAAAGGUUCAUGGAGCAGGAUUUUCUUCUGCAGAGUCCAUGCUGAUCUUCCUCCGGAAGGACUCAUUCCUCUAAGUCAGGGGUGUCAAACUCGGAGGCCGGAUCCGGCCCACAGGAUGCUUAGAUCUGGUCCGCGGGGCCGCCCUGGAAAGAGGAAAGGACCGGCCCGCAGUGCCUCUGCCAGCAAAAAUGGAGCUCAAGAGGGCGUCCCUCCCGAGCUCCAUUUUCUCUGGCAAAAGGUUGCACGAGACCAUCGCAGCUGAAAACGGAGCUCAGGAGCCCAUUUUUGCCGGCUGAGUGCUCAGGCCACCACAUGUAGAAAUUGAGGGGAUACUUUGGCAUUAAUUCAGGCAUAUAAAUCGCAAUAAUAAAUAAUAAUAAAUAAAUAGUCCUUGACUUCGUUUAGUGACCACUUGAGGUUGCAACGGCAUUGAAAAAAGUGACAUGACCAUUGAAGCAUUGUGAUCAAAAUUCAGACUCCUGGCAACUGGUGUGUAUUUAUAACCAUUGCAGUGUUCCGGGGCCAUGUGGUCACCUUCUGACAAGCAACGUCAAUGGGAAAGCCAGAUUCACUUAACAACCAUUGCAGCAAUUCACUUAACUGUGGCAAGAAAGGUUGUAAAUUGGGGCAAAACUCAGUUAACAACUGUCUUGCUUAACAACAGAAAUUUUGAACUCCAUUGUGAUUGUAAGUUGAGUACCUGCAAAAUGGGAAAAAAAUCAUUCUAGGCACCCAGGUAAGAGGUCUGACAAAUUACAAUAAUUCCCCCAAAUCCAAGUUUAUUAAAUUUUGUGUUAUUAGGCUGUCUUUUUUUUUUUUUUUUUUUUUGGCACAAAAGUACUUUUGUACAUCUGGAUAUAUUUUACUUAACCACCAAGAACUGUUGAACAAGGCACACAAAAAUGCUUCAGGCCUACAUUUAUUAAAGGAAAAUAAAAAAGAAUUUGGAAUGGUCUCGGGUCAUCUAGUGUCUCCCCACUAAAUGUUGUAUAGGGAUGCAAAAGAGUGAUACAGCAACAAAGGCAGGCUGAAUGAUGCUCUUUAAGGAGAAUGCAAACGGGCAGAAUAAGUUCACUGAAUUAUUUUAAUACAAGAUGCAAAUUUGGGAGCAAAACUACAGCUCAGAUCAGCCUCUUUCCUAGGAAGAAUGGACUUCAUCAAACUGCCCCCCUUUCCACAUUUCUCUGUCUUACUCAUCGCUGUUAUUAGUGUCCAGAUAGAGAUGCUGUAUCCAUGCAAGGACUAAGUAAAAUCUAAAAUGUUUCCCUUGGGAUAGACUCAAUGGGAGCUUUCAAAAGCCACAUAUCAGCCUUUAUAUUGAGCAAAAUCAGAAAAUACCUUCAUUAUUAAUCAGGCUAAGUAUGUGGUGUGAAUACAGCCAAAUUAUAGUCACUUUUCUGGUGAUCUCACCUCUGCCUAUGGGAGCAAUUAUAAUUUUUUCCAGGCAGAAACCCUGGAGGAAUUGCAGUUGUUUCACAAAUGACACUCAGAAAUGUUAGUAGGUGGAGGGAAGCUUUAGUUUCACUUUUUUAUUAUUUUUUAUUAUUAUUUUUUUAAUUUGAUUUAUAUGCCGCCCUUCUCCGGAGACUCAGGGCGGCUUACAAUGUGCUCAGCAAUAGCCUUCAUCCUUUUGUAUAUUUAUACAAAGUCAGUUUAUUGCCCCCACAAACUGGGUCCUCAAAAGGAGGAGGAGUUUCAUUUCUCCUUUUGAAAAAGUUAAUGGAUGACUUAGGGCAGGGAUUCUUUCUUCUUCUGUGUACCUUCAGUCCUUCCCUGUUUAGAUACCAGAAGCCCUUAUUUUCUGAAAACAAGUAUACCUUUACAGGCAUCCUAUUCCAAUUUCGAAGGGCCUUAAAGAUCAGGUUGAUGCCCCUUUUCUGUUCCCCCCUGCCUCAUUGUCCCUGUGUCUUCUGCUUUAUUUUCUGCAUUGUUUUUUUUACUGUUUAUAACCAUUGUAAAUUGCUCAGACACAUUGAGAGUUGGAUGGCAUAUAAAUUUAAUAAAUUA